This is a messenger RNA of Bactrocera latifrons, 2948 nucleotides long. Its product is annotated as zinc finger protein 26-like. Gene Ontology annotation, molecular function: zinc ion binding. The record is from RefSeq and is a predicted model, not a curated record. Gene Ontology annotation, cellular component: nucleus. The transcript has a single exon. The coding region runs from base 90 to 2540 and encodes 816 amino acids. NCBI's taxonomy places the organism in Eukaryota, Metazoa, Arthropoda, Insecta, Diptera, Tephritidae.
UUCAUUGACAGAUCAGGCAUUUUCAGACUGAUUUAAUAUUGUUCAUAGAUUGUAAAUAAAUGUAAAAUAAGGGAUAACAACAAAUUGCAAUGAGUAACGAAGCUCCAUGCUGUAUAAAUGCGCUUUGUCGAAUUUGUUUGGAACAGUUGCAGAAUGGGAAUACGUAUGAUCUAUUUGCUAUACCUGGAUUAGCCAAAAAGUUAUGUGUUUGUACAUCGCUAACGGUGGAGCUUCACGAUGGAUUUCCACGGAAUAUAUGUGGAGUUUGUUAUACCCGUUUAAAUGACGUGCAAGAUUUUUUAAAAAUGUGUGUGGAGUCCGUAGCAAAGUUUCAGGAAAUGGUAGCAAACAAUUUAAUUAAAGACCAAGCUAUUGCUCUGGCUGUAUUAGAAACAGGUGACGUAGAUGCACAAAGUGCGGCUGUUGAGGAUGAUGAGCCUACAGACUUUGAUCCACUCUUAAAUCAUAAAUUAGAAAUUAUAGACAAUGCAGAGGAUGUUUUUAAAAUGUUGGAAAACGUUGACAAAGAAGUUAUUGAUAAUGUGGUUAAUAUUAAACCCGAAGUUUCUGUUAAUGAUAUAAAUAUACCUGACGAAAAGAAUGUAAACAGUGAUAAUUCCGAAUUUCAUGAUAAUGAUGAUUCUGAUUAUGAACCGUUUAACGACGAAUGUGGUGAUGAAAGUGACGAUGAAAAACCGUUGGCUGCACGUUUACGGAAGUCUCGAAGAUCCAAAAGGGCACUAAGAGGUGAAAAUAUAAUCGAUGAUGGACUUGAAGCGGAUGAUUAUGAGGCGCCAAUCAAAAAGAAAAAGAUGAAACGAAAACGCCGGCUUCGAGUGGAAGGUGACGACUCAUCCGCCAAUACUAUAGAGUGCCACAUUUGUCAAAAAAGGUUCAGAAAAUCAGAGAGAUAUGAAGAACAUAUGCGACAUCACAAUGAUAAAUUACCUCACCAAUGUGCAGUUGCAUCAUGUUCGAAAGGAUUUACUACAGCUAAUGGUCUCCGUCUGCAUAUGGAACAUUGUCACGCUGAAACAUGUGAAAGUUUUCCAUGUCCCGAAGAAGGUUGUGGUCGCACGUUUCCCCGGACACGUUUACUUAAUUGGCAUUUGCGCAAGGUGCAUAAAAUAGCGAAAGAGUUGCGGGAAGCCAAAUGUUAUACCUGUAAUCAAUGUGAUAAAAUCUUUCGUUGCCCCAUGGCACUCAAAAAACAUAUGUAUAAACAUGAUGGCAAGGAGCUGCCGUUCCCUUGUAAUAUAUGUGGUAAACGUUUCGUAAUCAAUAGUGCACUUAAAGAUCAUCUUAUGAGGCAUGCCGGAAUUAAAAAUUACGUUUGUCCUUACUGUGGAGUUGGAAAAACUACGCGACAAGAAUGGAACACUCACAUAAACACGCACACUCAGGAAAAAAAAUUCAAUUGUCCACAGUGUACAUAUGCGUCACACAAUAAACAAAAUUUGCGAAUGCAUGUGAAAAUUGUGCACGAAAAGAUCAAGGAUUACGCUUGUCAGUAUUGUGGCAAGACAUUUGGUAAGUCUAACGCUUGCAAAAUGCAUGAAAUGACACAUACCGGUGAGAAGCGUUGUGAGUGCAAAGUGUGUGGGAAACGGUUUCUUUAUGCCAAAGCUUUGACAAAACAUCUUAAAACACAUGAGAAGCGUGUAUUACGAGCCAUUGAAGUGUACCGUAAAAGACAAAUAGAAAACGGCUUUAUGCCGGCCGAUGCGCCCGAUAUACCUAUUCCCGAAUUGCUUUCUAUGGAAUCACACACACAAGAGGCUCACCAAAAAGUAGCUGAAGAAAUAUUAAAAGUUUGUGCAGAAUCUACCGCUACAAUACCGAAAAAUCCUCGACGUGUUGAACGCGUCGACAUAUCGGAGUUGGCAGGUACUGCUGUAAACCCCAUACCAUCUGUCGCUGUACCAUCGUGGUCGCCACAAAUAAAUUUUAUGAUGAAAGAAGGUCCUUACAUUUGUCCGGAUUGUGGUCAAGGCUUCAAUGGUCAGGGAAAUCUUAAACGGCAUCAUCGAAUCGUACACGAAGGUGUUAAAGAUUUUGCCUGUCGUUUCUGUCACAAACGUUUUGCAAAAGCACAAACACUAAAACAUCAUGAAAUGACUCACACCGGCGAAAAGCCACAUGAGUGUACUAGUUGUGGAAAGCGUUUCAUCCAGUAUGUGGCAUUAAAGCGACACAUGAAAAUACAUAUGAGUAAACCACCACCUGUCAUACCCUCAAGCGUAUACGAGGCCCGUGAAGAGUUAGAGAUGCAGGAGCGUGAAAAGUUGGAAACCAAACGUAAAAAGCUGGAAGCACGUGCUGCUAUUGCCGAACUUGCCCGCGAACAACUUAAUGAAAUGGUAGUACAAGAGCCGGACGAUAAAAUGUCGCUGCAAUCAGAUUCGGAGAAACCACAAGUACUGAAUGAAAUUCAAGAAUUUAUAAAAAUCGAUCCUACAUCGGAACUAGGAAAGAAAACGUCAAUUAAUUCAAACUUAAGCGAUUUCAYGCCUACGGAAAUAAGCAGCAAGGAUUCGUGAGCGAAAAAUUUUACGAUGUCGAAGAACCUGAGACUGCAUUGCCUUUUCAUAGCAUUCGUAUACUUAUAUACUUAGGUAUCUAUGGAACCAAUGUUAUAUGCUUUCGCUGUGAAAGCUUAUCGCCGAUUUCAGUGGUCAUUAAGAACAAGAAUCGAGUUUCGUUACAAUUUGUUUUAUAAUUGAGUUAAUUAAAUUUUGCAUAUUAAUUUGUGUGUUUGCAAACAAAGUUAAGGGCAUUAAAAGCAUUUCAAUUUCUUUACGAAUCUUAAAAAUUUAAUACAUUAUUAAAUGCAUACUAUGUAUGUAUGUGCCACUUUAAGUGCCACAAACAUGCUACGUAAUAAAGAUUCGUAAUGGAAUAUACAUUUGUAUGUAUACGAARUAAUGGCGUUUGCUAAUUUACUUAAA